This is a messenger RNA of Mercurialis annua (annual mercury), 665 nucleotides long. RefSeq lists its product as uncharacterized. Gene Ontology annotation, biological process: calcium ion transport; endoplasmic reticulum calcium ion homeostasis. The transcript has 4 exons. Bases 118 to 420 code for a protein of 100 amino acids. NCBI's taxonomy places the organism in Eukaryota, Viridiplantae, Streptophyta, Magnoliopsida, Malpighiales, Euphorbiaceae. The record is from RefSeq and is a predicted model, not a curated record. Gene Ontology annotation, cellular component: endoplasmic reticulum membrane; Golgi apparatus.
UAUCAUAUAAAAAGAGCGACCCCAAACAGAUCUUUAAAUUCUCUCGCUUAAAAGGAACAAAGUUUAAAAUAUUUUAUCUGAAUUUCCCAAGAAAAAUCGAGAAGAAAUUUAGGUCCCAUGGCUUACGUUGAGCGAGGUGUUGUGAAAUCAAAGCGAUCUAUAUGGCGAUUGAGAACUAUUACUGAUUUCUUCUGGGCGAUUAUUAAUUUCAUAGGCGUGUUCUUUUCUACGAUGUUCUCGAUGGAAAAGUCGGAUGCUUACAGGAAGGGAUCUGGUUCUGGCAAGAAAUGGGACGGUGGACCAGGAGGGCCUGGAAGCGGACCGUAUGGUGGUGGUCCACGGGGUCCUCCUCGAGGUUUAGAUAAUGUUCGAGGAAUUGACCAUAGUUCAUUACCUGCUUGUGGAUCCUGCUGCGGCUAAUUGAAUGUCUCCAGGUUUUUUAAAAAAGAUUUCUGUUGAAAAUGAUCUAAUUUGUAUGAAUAGAUUCUCGUUUAUUAGUGAAACCAAUGCCUUAGCGUUAAAUAAUAUGUGCCAAUUUGUCAAGAAGGCUGUUGUCUGUGCUCCGAAUUUAUUUUCUUGAAUUGUAUAUAGUAUAGUUGAGUCUUAAUUCUGUAAACAUAGAUCAAAUGAUUUUCCUGAGUGUGAAAUGAUUAUCAUAUGUGGAA